GGCUGAACGAAGAGCGCCUGCUUUGUACAAUAUCAUAGGAUAAUAUUAUGUAUACUUUAACGGCAUUGCUCCUGUCAUUAAUAAUAGGAUUAGCGUCAUGUGGUCGACUUGAACCUCAAUAUCUACCACCGCGGCCGGGCUUCGGGGGCGGUGGAGCUGGCGGUGCCGGCGGUUCGGGGGGCCCGGGGUCUGGUAGCGGUGGCGGGCCCUUCGGCGGAGGCUCUGGCGGCGGGAAUGCUGGACUCGGCGGGCUUGGCGGCAGCGGCUUCGGCGGCGGCAGCGGCGGCAGCGGCGGCGGCUUCGGAGGAGGCAGCGGCUUCGGUGGAGGCAGCAGCGGAAGCGGCUCCGGCGCAAACAUACCCAUACUGAAGUUCGAAAACGAAAACAAUGGAGACGGCACUUACCGGUUCAGCUACGAAACUGGAAAUGGUAUCCAAGCGCAAGAAAGCGGCGCUCCUCGAGCUCAAGGACCAGAAGGGCCCGCCGUCACUGCAGAGGGUGCUUUCUCCUACCGCACGCCGGAGGGCCAACAGAUCUCCCUCACGUACACCGCUGAUGAAACCGGCUUCCAUCCUGUAGGUGACCACCUCCCCACUCCUCCCCCCAUUCCUGAAGCCAUCCUGCAAUCCAUCGAGUUCAACAGACGCAAUCCAUCCUCCGAAGGAUCUUACAACGGCGGUGGCAACGGAGGUUCUGGCGGUUUCGGCGGGUCCGGUAGCGGAUCCGGUAGCGGUGCAUACGGAGGCUCCGGGUCCGGCAGUGGAAGCGGAGGUUUCAAGGGCAAUGGAGGCGGUUUCGGAUCCGGCGGCGGCGGUUUUGGGGCCGGCGGUAGUGGCGGUUCCGGUGGUUUUGGUGCCGGUGGUAGUGGCGGUGCCGGCGGUUUUGGUUCUGGAUCCGGUGCAGGCGGUGCCGGUGGCGGUUAUCAUUAUUGAUCUCGCACUGACCCGCGUUUCACUAAGAAAGACCACUGAAUCGUAAUGUCAAGUGUUUUGGGCAUUUGUGUUGUAGCUUUUUAAUGUUAUUGUUGUUUUGGAAAUUGAAAUGAGCUUUAGAUUUGCGGUAUCUUAUCGUAAUCAUCCUGUCUACCUUUACCUACUCUUAUACGUAUUUUUUUUAAGUAUGCCAAAUUAUUAUUUUUGUUGUGUUCAUUGUUUGUGUUUGUUUUGUGUUAUUCGUUUCAAAUAUAAGCGUGUUCUGCAAGUUGUGCCGAACCUGGAAUGGCUAGUAAAUUUGUACUUAUACUAAUGUUUAAGAAAAUUCACUGAGUUGUUAGGUUUUAAUGAGCGACCCUUGCGUGCAAUUUCGAUUCAGUAAAAUUUUCUUAGUAGAAUAAAGCUACGGACCAACCGUUCUUACGGCCUCAUUAUAAAUGUUUAGCUAUAUUUUAUGCUUAUUUAAGUUACUCGUAAAUACUUAUCUUCGCGUUUAAAAAUGAAUAGAUAAUUCUUGAAUGGCUUUUAAAUUACCUUGCAUCUAGGACUGUGAUACCACAACUCCCCGAAUCCUAAGUUAUUUAAAUAUAUAAUGUAUCAUAGGUACUAUGUAAAUACCUAAGCAUGUGUAAUAAAUGAAUGAUUGUGA
This is a messenger RNA of Colias croceus (clouded yellow), 1581 nucleotides long. It is a transcript of the gene CPR9, whose product is annotated as pupal cuticle protein 20-like. Gene Ontology annotation, cellular component: chitin-based extracellular matrix. Gene Ontology annotation, molecular function: structural constituent of chitin-based larval cuticle. NCBI's taxonomy places the organism in Eukaryota, Metazoa, Arthropoda, Insecta, Lepidoptera, Pieridae. The transcript is spliced from 4 exons. The record is from RefSeq and is a predicted model, not a curated record. Bases 48 to 932 code for a protein of 294 amino acids.